CACAUCAAAAUCAGAAAACACCAAACACAAACCAACAAAAGAAAACAUACUCUUAUGAACUCUCAAAUCCCAUCCAGCCACACCAAACCAAAAAACAUAAAUCCAAUCAUCAAAUCAGCCAAAAAACAUAUUUUAACUUCCUUUACCUCAGUCCUGUCUCUGUUUCAUCUUCUUCCACAAUCACUUUCACUUCCUCACUUCAUUCAUUCUCUUUUUCAUUCCUCUUUCUCUUCCACACCCACUUUCUAAUUCAAUUAAUUACCUUUUAAGCUAAUUAAAUAUUCCAUCUUUUAAUUACUAGCUACUUAGUGCUUAGUAUUAGAUCUGAUUUUAUGCUGCAAAAUCUUCAACUCGACCCAGUUGCAUUUUUACAUGAAUUGAAGUAAAUGAGAAAAUGGGGUUGUUUUUUUCAUUGUUUUAGAGUGUUGAAGUUGAAAAAGAUUCAAUUUUGACUUUGUUUGUAGUUUAGCUUUUGGUGUUGUUGUGCAUGUGAGAAUGGAGGGUCGUAUGAAGAAGUAUAGACAAGUGAGUCCAGAUAGGGCUAAAGUUUGGACUGAGAAAUCACCAAAAUAUCAUCAGAAUUUGAAGGUAGCUGUGAUUUAUUAUCUUUGUAGAAAUAGGCAACUUGAACAUCCUCAUUUCAUGGAGGUUCCACUUUCUUCUCCAGAUGGGUUAUACUUGAGAGAUGUGAUUGAUAAACUAAAUGCAUUAAGAGGUAGAGGCAUGGCUUCCUUGUAUUCAUGGUCUUGUAAGAGAAGCUACAAGAAUGGAUUUGUGUGGCAUGAUCUUUGUGAAGACGAUCUGAUUUUACCGGCUCAUGGAAAUGAGUAUGUCCUCAAAGGCUCCGAGCUCUUUGAUGAAUCGAAUUCAGAUCGUUUUAGUCCCAUUAACGAUGUUAAAAUACAAAGUGUGAAGCUGUUGCCGGGGCCAGCUUCUUGUCGGAGUCACGAUGAAGCUUCUUCCUCUUCUAGCAUGAAUGGAAAAGAGACAAGACACUCUCAGGAUGACGAGCUUUCCCAAGAACAACAUACAGGUUCGUGUGAUGUUUCGCCGGAGUCAAGAGCUGGAAAGAGCGAUUCCCUAAGCUUGGCAUUGACAGAGUACAACAUUUAUAAGACCGAUGGAUUGGCAGAUGCUUCAACUCAAACAGAAGAAAGUAUUAGCCGAUCCAAAACUCAGAAAACUUGCACAAGAGGUGUAUCAACCGAUGAGGGUUCAUUAGAACCUGAAUGCCAUGAAAUACAUCAAACCGAAGUUCCACAUGUGAAACGUAAUCUAGAAAUCUGCAAGGAUACCAUUUCUCCUUCUCCAACAACUUCAAGUCCCUUAUCUUUUGGAGGUAAGAUGGCAACUUUGGAAUCUUUGAUUAGAGCUGAUGCUAGUAAAGCAAAUAGCUUUCGGAUUCUCGAAGAGGAGGAUAUUCCUAUGCCAACCAAUACAAGGCUGAAAGCUUCAAAUUUGUUGAUGCAAUUAAUCUCUUGUGGCUCAAUAUCAGUGAAAAACCACAGUUUCGGCCUUAUUCCUUCCUAUAAGCCUAGGUUUUCGCAUUCGAAAUUCCCUUCUCCGCUUUUUUCAACUUCUUUUGUUUUAGGGGAAUUUGAUUGCUUAUCAGAGAAUCCAAAGCUGAUGAACCUUAGAUUGGAAGACAAAGAAUAUUUUAGUGGGAGUUUAAUUGAGACUAAACUGAAGGAAGCUGAUGCGCAUAAUGUUCUCAAACGAUCUUCUUCAUACAACGAUGAGAGAACAAGUAAAGAACAGAAGCCUAGAGAAGACAAAGAGGAAUCGUCCGCAGGGCAUUCUAAAUGCAUCCCGCGAUCAAUUAAAGCUUCACUGACCAAGCAUCCACGGAGUGAAUCUAUGAGAUCCCCUAUUUCUGAUGGACCACGAACCUCAUCAGAUAGAAUCGAUGGCUCCUGCAUAUCCUCAAUAUCAUCUAACGGUAACAGCCAAAGAAUCACCGAACCUUCGUCAGGAAGAAAGCAACCAAAGAGGGUAGAUUCAUUUCGGGAGGAAGAGGUUAUUAAAAUCGAAGAAAGGCUUGCUUCGGGAGCUCGGGUUAUAAUCCAAUCUAAACCUUUUUGCGACGCAGCAUCUGGCAGCCGUUAAAAGUUAAAAUUUUCACCGUUUUUCAGGUUUAGUUUGAACUUUAUAUGAUUGUAUAUAAUUUGAUAGGUUCAUGUGACUUAGUAAAAUAUUUUGACAAUGAUUCAUGGCAAAGAGAGGUAGUAGUAGUAGUAGUGUAGGUUGGUCCUAGUGGUCCAUUUCUUAUAACUAUAUUGUGCUGGCUAGAGAGGGACUUAUGAUAUACUAAAAAAUGAAGUGAUUGAACAUUUUGUUGCAGCUUGAAGGACCACAUUCAUGGAUGGUCAAUUGUAUACUACAAUUUCUAAUCACUAGAUUGUAGUUGUGUCAUAUAUAAUAUCUAAUUGUGGGUCCUUACAUCAAAAUCAUUCAUCUCCUUAUCCUAACUUCUUACCCCUCUAUUCUUGCUUGCUGCAAAUGUUUACACCAUGUGGCCCUCCUUGUACACGCAACCUCAUAUUUGGUUUCUGUUGUGCUGUCGUCUUUGUUGUGCUACCGUGUAUUUGUAGUUCUUAUUCACUGUGCAUUGAUUUAUGGUUUUGUGUUGUAAAGAUGGAAAGUAUUGGAGUUGAUCACUUUAAUUGUAGAGUGAAGUUUUAAAAUAUGUUGAGGGGAUUUUUCUAUAAGGCAUUGAUGCUCACUAGAAAAACCAUCUUAGAAUGACAUGGAUACGAACACGGAGCCAGGUGAUCGAGAGUCUGGAGGCAGUCUCUUAACAAUAGUCAGAGAGGGGAGAGGGGGACGAGAAGACGAGAGAGAAUGUUGAUAGAGAAGAUACGGUGUAAAAUUCUCAUCAUAUUAAAUGCGGAAAUGUUUCUCGGACCCAAAA
Messenger RNA from Trifolium pratense (red clover), 2911 nucleotides. Its product is annotated as protein SOSEKI 3. The record is from RefSeq and is a predicted model, not a curated record. NCBI's taxonomy places the organism in Eukaryota, Viridiplantae, Streptophyta, Magnoliopsida, Fabales, Fabaceae. The transcript has 6 exons. Bases 496 to 2106 code for a protein of 536 amino acids.